This is a messenger RNA of Acanthoscelides obtectus, 2106 nucleotides long. Lineage: Eukaryota; Metazoa; Arthropoda; Insecta; Coleoptera; Chrysomelidae. The record is from the annotation of a GenBank genome assembly.
CAAAGAUGCCUGGAGAUUUCGUUUUUCGUUUGGGUGUAGGAUAAGUAUUUCCCAGAUUGCACUUCAUGCGUUCUAUAGUCAUUUGUGUGUGAAGUAUGAUUCUGUUUAGGUCAUGGAUCAUUUUGGGCUACCUGUUCAGGACAAAUGUGUACUGUGGACCAAACAGGGAACUGAUUCCGCUGGAAGCUCCAGCAAACUUGACCUUUAUAGACUUCGAUGACAGGGACGUCUUGAUCAAAUGGGACUCUGUAGAUCCAGCGUCGGUUAGAGGAACUUUUCGGGGGUACCUCAUAAGGGUUUGGAACCAUGCGCUUAGCCAAGUGUAUGCUAUUCCGCCAGAUGUCACUUCUACAGCAAUUCAGUUUUUCCCUUAUUCGAGAAACUUUAUCACUGUGGCUGUGAGGAAUGAUAAAUAUGUUGGACCAAGGAGUCAAGCGAUCAGCUUUGAAGCACCACAGACAGAGCCAAACAUGCCCCACCUGUUCGAGCACUACCCCCUAGGGAACCACUCAGUACUGCUCCAAUGGAGCGUCCCCACUCAACCUAAUGGAGUCCUGAUUGGAUACGAUGUUUACUGUGCCGAAAUGCGAGGAGACGAAGUGGACGAGCGAAGUACCAUUAGGUACUUCGUGACAGGCUCAGAGAAUUUGCAGGCCAAACUGACAGGUCUUAAGGCGGAGACCAAGUACUAUGUUCAAGUUGCGGGGGUCAACUGUGCUGGAGAAGGCGACAGGAAGGCCAUUGAGGUAGAGUUAGAGCCCCACGAACCUUACCCUCCGUCGAUGCCCUCGUUCAAGUACAAAAUCGACUACAAUCUGACCGACAAAGAGGAACAGAACAGAAAAAAGUGCAACAGGACGAGAUUGCAGAACAGUUUUCAAGAUUGGGAGGACUCCUGGGUAUUGGGCAAUGGGGAGAAAGGAAAGAUUGUUACUGUUGGAUCCAAAAAAGAAUGGUCCCACACAAGUUGUUUGGUCAACACAAUGAUCAAAUGGAUUCCAGAUGUGACCAGCGACAACCCAGGCGAGUACUUUUACGUCAAGUACCGUAUCAAGGGCGAUCCUGAGUACAUAAAAUCCACACCGCAGUUCGAUGAGGACUACAUGAUUCUGGAAAACUUCAACGCCUGUGUUAACUAUGAGAUCAUCUUGAUAGCCGUGGAUGGGGAAUACGAAACUGAAAGCGAGAUGCAGGAAACUCCAGCUAUCAUGUUCAUGCAUCAGUAUCACCAACAUCACUGAUAUCAACUAUUUUUUAGUUUGAACACAUUGGUUAAUAUAUUUCAUCAGAAGGUACCUAAUUCAAUAUGCGUGUCGAUCACAGUAUUUAGGCGCCAUCGUUGCCACCUUUUGCCGCAGGCUAUGGGACAGUGUUGCUGUAACCUCUUGUACACAAAAAACAAUAUAGGGAAAACGGUAUAAGGGAUGUGCGUAUACAAUUGUGUGCUUAUGUAUGACUGGUAUGAGGCCUAAAACUACAUAGACUAUGUUACACAGCAUUCAUUUUUUAGCUUUAAAUUUGGUUCCAGCUCUUUCUCGGUAAAGAGUGGAAAUAUCUGAAUUAAUUUAAAAAGACGUGGAAAACACUUUAGGUAUUUCGGUAAAUAAGAUACCAUUUCGGUAGAAAUACCGAAAAAUCGGUAGGUACGGCAACAGUGCUAUGGGAUUUCCUCUUCCGUUGCUGACAAAUUCUGAGAAUAAUAAUAAUAAUAAUAAUUUUUAGAGAAUAAACAAUUGGAAGGUUAAAGGGAGAUCCUUAAAUGGAAAAUGAAAUCUGUUUUUGUUACUACUAAGGAAAUUACUGCUAAGUGAACGUCCAAAUACAACAUACGAUCGGGCACCUUCUGGAGAAUACUAUAACCAGUGGUUUGAGUUUACAGUAACUAUUUUGGAAUAACACUAAUAAUUUUCGAUUAUUGGAUUGUAUGAUGUCAUAAUUUAUGGUACUGAGAUGUUAUUUUAUAGUUCUAAUUUGUUUUUAAAAAGAUAUAAAUAAAACGUUUUCAGAAAACAAUUGACAUAAUUUUUGGUAUUCAUUCUUUCCUACGUACUCUAAUCUGUCGACAUAUAGCUGUCUGUUCAGACACCAAAGUCAUUGAGACCCUUG